GUGCCGAGAGACAUAAAAGGCCGGGACGGCUGGGCGAUGAAACGCGCUUCUGCUCCGGGAUGGAGGGGCCGGGGCAGCCAGAGCCUGAAGAAGUAGGAAUGACUGAAGUGCAGGAGCCUGUCGAAUCACCAGCAGCAGUGAUUGAGUCACCGGGGGACCAGUCACCUAUAGUUGAAUUGCCGACAUCAGUGGACCAAUCACCUAUAGUCGAAUUGCCAACCUCCGUGGACCAGUUACCUACAGAUGAAUUGCCAGAGUCUGUGGCCAGAUUACUCAUGGCUGAAUUUCCAGAGGCUGAGGCUGAAUCAUCCGUGGCUGAAUUGCCAGCUGUAGCCCAAGUACCUGUGUAUGAAUUGUCACCGUUUGUGGGCAAGCCACCUGUGGCUGAGCCAGCAGAGACUAUAGUCGAAACACCUGUGGCUGAAUCAGCAGCAGUGGUCAAAUCACCAGAAGCUGAAGAGCCUAUGGUGUAUGAAGACCCCUUUGAAGUUUCCCUUAUGUACAUGGAGAAACAUAACAUUCUGCAGAUAUUUCAGGAGAUCACUGAAAACUUGGUGUAUGAGAAGCCCGAUGACCCCUUGCAGUUCAUGUUGCUGCAGGUGCAGUCCAUGAUGAACAAGGAGCUGGAAAUGGAGGAGGAAGAGGAGGAGCUGGGUGGUGACAGCUUCUACACAGCAGAGGACUUUCCUGGUGGCCACCAGUGACCUUGGCAACAUGGUUGUUAGCACAGGGCCUCUGGCUAGCACUGCACUCUCACACUUGUGGAAAUGGUUUUGAACAGGUCUGAUGGUAACUGAGCUUUCUGACUUCUCUUGUUCUGGGUACUGCACUUCCAACUGCUUGUAAAUUAUGCAACAGCAUGUUAUCAUUGAUACACAGACCUCCUAAGAAACACACACACAACAUCCUGAACAUUCCUGCCAAACCAACCACACAGCUUGUACACACAGAGGCUACAUUUCUGUGCACACAGACCCUGCAGCUCUGAUCACACAUAUGCCCAGACAACAGCACAAACCCACAGCAAUGAGACUUAAUGGCUGUAGACCCAACCAGCCCUUGAACACUUACACACGUCUCUACCUUCUCUGUUCUGUUUUUGGGGGGGGUGCGGUCUGUCCCAAGCUGUCAUAUAACAAUCCACUAUAUAACAGUUUGGAACUCCAGUGUCCACACUGGGAGGGAAAUUUCUCUGUCCUUCUCCCUCCCAGAACCCCCUUGCCCCACACUGGAAGGGACGGUUUCCCCCUCAGCUAUCCCUGCUGAGUUCAGAUCACUCUGUCCUUUUGUAUUCUUCUCUCUCUCAUGGCAUAUACAAUUCCUAUACGCACACAACUAGAAGGUGAAGUUAAGGUUGCAGAGACAUGUGUGGCUUCAGAGCAUAUCACCUCUUAAAAAUACUAGUUGAAUGAAAAACAAAAACAGGUGUUAGAAACCCAGGAAAUUUAGAGUUAAAGGGUACUUCUCGAACAAGUAAAUCAAAUUACUGUUAUCUGUCAUUCAAGUUACUUAUACGUAGGAUGACCAUAUUUCCCAAAGGAAAACGAGACACCGUGCAGGGCUGGCCCAAGCACCUCCCACACCAGGGCUGGCUGGAGCCACUCACCCAAGCCUCCCUCUCUUCCUCACAGGGCCUGAGCUGUUCACCUGAGCCCUGCUCUCCCCUACGCCAGAGCCCUGCCUUCCACCCCAGGCUGGCAUUGCCACUCGCACCCCCUCUCCCCCAUGUUCAUCUGCACCCCACUUUUUUGGAAAAAGUGGGCUUUUGUCCCAUUUGCUCUUACCAACUGAUCAAGUUGGCAAGACCAAAUGAGACAAAGGUCCACUUUUUCCAAAAAAGUCAGGACGGCUGGGACAGGGCUUAAAAAAGGGACUGUCCUGGGCAAAAUGGAAUGUAUGGUCACCCUACUUAUAUGGUCCUCAUCACCAUAGUAUCUGAGUGCCUAUCUCCAUCGCUUUAGAAAUGUCUGCCUACACUGCAGGUAUAGAAAAUGUGCACCGUAGAACACUGGCUUUAUAAUUUAUUUCAUGCAUACCUAUCUCCAGUACUUAGUGUGCUGUUUUGGCACCACACUGACCUUUGCUCAUUUUAGGUAAAUGCUUUAAUAUCAUUAUCUAGGUCUUUGAGGUUUGUAUAUAGUCACAUGCUAGCUCUGUAUCUAAUGGCAUUUGAAUAGUUACCUAAUGCCGGUCCUUUCCACUCAAGGAUCUCCAAGCACUCAGAACUAUUAGUUAAUCUGCUGUAUUCCAUUUUAGAGGCACAUGAAUGCCAUCUUUCGUUUCCAAAUAGAGCAUGAUCUUGUAAGGCAAGGAGGGCCAGAUUUUUACAGGCCUUUAGGUGUCUAAAGAUGCUAAUAAGCACCUAGUGGGUUUUUAAAGUGUCCUUAGCAGGUUAGGUACUUAACUCCUAUUGAAUCACUUAGCUGCUUUUGAAAUUCCCAUUAGGUGCCUAUCUGGCCCUGAGUGCCCUCAGCACCUGAGAGAACUGGACCCUUAAUGAAAUGUGAGGAAUGAUUGUUUUCAGGCUGGUGGUAUUUGUCUAACCAAGACUUUUUGUAAAACCCUUUGAUGUGCACUGGGUAUGACCAUUAGGAAAGCUGGAAAGCAGCAGCAUUACUGUAUGAUUAAGACUGAAGCUUUCUAGCUUUUUGUGGCUACCUAUCAAGGGAAACUUCAUUUGAGAUGGAUAAGUUAGUGUGUCUUUCUGAUUCUUUUGUCAUGAUAUUGCUGUGAAACAGAGUUAAGGUGCCUGGCUUAAAAAAUGCAACUCUGAAUUGACUGGGUUUCUAACAUUUAAGUAUUGUGUUUUGUUGUUUGUUUUUUAAUUUCUAACAUUCCUGAAAGGCCAUAUGCAUUCAAACCAUUGAUGAGCCUGCAGCUGUAACUUCACAUUACUGAAGUUUUUUGUGGGGGGAAUUUCCUCAGUUUCUUUUAAAUGGCCCUAAGGUUGGCUGGAGAGGAGCCCUGACCUGUUCCCACAAAUCCUGUGAGUUUUGCAAGAGGGGAGGCUCAAGCUGGAAGUCCUUAGGAGGUCCAGGGGAAAGAAUACCUCGUGGGUCUGCUGACUGCAUCAACUUCUGCUACUAACAUCUCCACCCAUUCUUGGAGGGAAGGCUUCCCGUGGGUACACAUAAAGGGAGCUGAAUUCCUGCAAACUUCUGUAGGUCCACAGGAACAAGGCUCCUCUCCUGCAGGGACCAGGACGUGCAUAGGAAUAUAGCCCCAUUCCUUUCAAUUGCGUGAUGUUUGAAGGACUGGAGCUGGCUGCCUAUGGCUGGCAAGAGAGUUGGGGUGAGGACUGUAGAACUAAGAACAACUUCCUUAUUGUUCAUCAGGAGGUUCACUAGGAGAAAGGACUGGCUGAGAACAGGGCUUUGAUGGGGGUAACUGUUAUCCCAUUCCCCUGAACCUCCUGCAACCACAGAAAUAGGGAGACCUACUUGUGAACCUUCCAGUGGAAAAAUCCCCCCCCCCCUUUGACGAGCCUUCCAAGUUGACCACAUUACACUUUUAGCUCUCUCUUUGCAAGGAAAAGGGCUGAGUACUUACAUUUUAGAAAAAAAUGAAAGCUAAGGUCUCCAGCAAUCACAUGAUGUCUUGUGUUCAGAUUACCAGAGCUGACCUUCCUGGCAGCGUUACAGAGUGAAAUUUAAAUAACUCUUAAAAAUCAAAUUUUAAAAACUAUAUUUUGGACCUGGGUAUCUCCGCUAAGGGAGUCCAGUAAAGUAGAUUUUAUCACUGUCCUUUCUAUCCGAAGAAUUAUGUGAAACCCCCGACAUCUCUAUUUGGGAUGUCAUAAAUCAGAACCCCCUUGUCCCGUUUGCUUCAAAGUUAGCAAAAAAAUUAAAAUCUGUCCUAGCCACAGCUAUAACCAGAUAAUUUUGAGGGUGAUUUUUGAGGCUUUGCAGGGUAGGAGAGAAGGGGGUUCUAUCAAGGGGAAGAGGGAGCAAAUUGGAGUUUAAAAUGGAAACUUAGUUGCAGUCUUGCCUUUGGAAGGGCUGUCCCUGUUCUGUAAUGUUUCACCCUAAGCCAUAGUUCCCUGUUGAUCAGUGGAUACAGAGUGGCACAACUGUCUCUAAUAGCAACUGGCAAACUUCUUGUUGUCUUCAAUGCUCUGAAGGAACUCUCAGUUCACUGUGGGACAUGGUACCAUCCCUCAGACUAUUUCAUAUACAAAUCUGACUAUUCUAUAUGGGUUCUUAAACUGUGCUCAUCACCGUAGUAUCUGAGUGCUUUCCAGUGGUGUAUGCAAUGUGACUAACAGCUGUCACGCAUUGUUAGCACUGUUGCCAACUUUCAUGCCGUAAAUUGGCACUCCGACUUUCACAAUGAGCCAAAAAUCAAGCUAAUCCCAUUUCAGAACUGGGCCAAAACAAGCCAAUCCCUAAGAACCCCAACACUGUAUGUGACUAGAUUCCCCCUGCAUGCUGUCUAGGACUGUGGUGGACCUUCUGUGCACCCCAACUCUCUCCCCCCCUUGCCCAUCCCUUCUUGCCCCUGCUUGCCAGGAGCCAAUCAAAAAAA
Messenger RNA from Gopherus evgoodei (Goodes thornscrub tortoise), 4524 nucleotides. It is a transcript of the gene TEX55, whose product is annotated as testis expressed 55. The coding region runs from base 60 to 704 and encodes 214 amino acids. Lineage: Eukaryota; Metazoa; Chordata; Testudines; Testudinidae. The transcript is spliced from 4 exons. Gene Ontology annotation, cellular component: nucleus. The record is from RefSeq and is a predicted model, not a curated record.